This is a messenger RNA of Phytophthora infestans T30-4, 807 nucleotides long. RefSeq lists its product as uncharacterized. The transcript is spliced from 2 exons. Bases 1 to 807 code for a protein of 268 amino acids. The record is from RefSeq and is a predicted model, not a curated record. NCBI's taxonomy places the organism in Eukaryota, Oomycota, Peronosporomycetes, Peronosporales, Peronosporaceae.
AUGCUCUUCAAUAUCAUUAAGGAGAAGGCAAGGGCACAGCACAAGUAUCAUUUGCUGGCGAUGGAGCAGAAGCGUUUCAAUAUGAAGCCGAAUACUGCACAACCUCAACGAACGGACUCAACGCCUCCGAAGACUGGUUGCUGGCACUGCCAAGGCUCUCACUGGCUUCGGGACUGUCCGACUGCGACGGCUGAAGAUAAAAGUCGAGCAGUGGACAGAAUGAAAGAAGUGAAGGACAGGUCACGUGUGAAGAUGGUUCGCACUGCACCCCAACCAGGCGAAGUCAUGGUGAAUGAGUUGAUUGUAUUAGCAUAUUGCGCCGACUCUGGUUCCGACUCGACGGUAAUACCACGUACUGCGGUUGAAGAGUUGGUAGCUCUGGGGAGUGGUGUAAAGGUACAACCAUUACCGACACCGGUUGAUGCAAUAGUAGCAGGGGGGUCAACGGUGGUCUGUCGCGACUCCGUGACGCUCAACAUCGUUCUUCAGACCGCCACCGGCACUGUCCGCCUGCAAGAGGUCACAUGUCUGGUAAUGGAAGGAAAUGAGUCCGAUUUCCUCCUUGGCAACGAUACAUUAGUAUCACUGGGUAUUGAUGUCAACCAUCAACUAGAACAACUUGCCGGUAGUGCUCUUCCGGAAGAUGUCGACCCGUUUGAAGAAGAGGAAUGUCCAGAUGCGGAUCUGUCUGUCGCUGACAUUCGUGAGAAGCUUGAAGACAUGGUGGUUGCAGCCGGCAACAGCGGUUUCGACCAGGGAUACAUGUCGUUCCUCCGAGACAUUAUUGGCGUACGAAGACAUCUUUAG